Molecule: messenger RNA, 4297 nt
Organism: Dryobates pubescens (Downy woodpecker)
Lineage: Eukaryota; Metazoa; Chordata; Aves; Piciformes; Picidae
Gene: OSBPL10
Product: oxysterol binding protein like 10
Exons: 12
Coding region: 53-2377 (774 amino acids)
Cellular component (GO): cytosol; membrane; intracellular membrane-bounded organelle
Molecular function (GO): cholesterol binding
Source: RefSeq, a predicted model, not a curated record
ACGGGCGGCAGCCGCGGCCAAAGCGGGCUCGCAGCUUACGCCGCGGGGCCCCAUGGAGAAAGCGGCAGCGGUCAGUGAGGGCGGCGGCAGCAACAGCAGUAGCCGCAGUAGUAGCCGCCCUACGUCGGCGGGCUCUUCUCCCUCGUCAUCUUCCGCGAGCCGCGGGCUGCCGAGCCGGGCGGCGGCCACGGGAAAGCUGGAUGGAGGUGGAGGGGCCGGCGGCGGCAGCAGCAGCCCCAGCUCCGCGGCGGCCAGCCCAGGGGGCGCGCAGGCGCCCGGUAGCUGCAGUGGCAGGCGGCGGGAGCCAGUGCUGGAAGGGACGCUCAGCAAAUACACCAACCUCCUGCAGGGCUGGCAGAGCAGGUACUUUGUGCUGGACUUUGAGACGGGGAUUCUACAGUAUUUCGUGAAUGAACAAAGUAAAAACCAGAAGCCACGAGGAGCCUUGUCUUUAGCUGGAGCUAUAAUUUCGCCCAGUGAUGAAGUGCCACACAUGUUGGUGGUCUACUCUGCAAAUGGAGAGAUGUAUAAGUUGAGAGCUGCUGAUGCGAAAGAGAAACAGUACUGGAUAACUCAGCUUCGUUCCUGUGCCAAACACCACAAGGAAGGUAAUUCUAAGGGCAUUUCAUCCUCACGAAGUAGAAGCUCAUCCCUGCUGCCACCUGGGACAGUUAAUUCUGCAUCUCCCAGUGCCCAGAAACAUGUGAAUCAAAGUGGGCCAACUGUUGUAACCAUCACACACCACAAGUCACCUGCAGCUGCUCGAAGAGCAAAGAGCCAGCGUUCUGGUCAACUCCAUGAAGUCAGAGAGAUCAUGAGCCAAGUUGAGGGACAGCAAAAGAAUCUUGUACAAGCCAUUGAAGCACUCCCAAGUUCUGGCCCCCUUUCUGCCUUGGAUCAGGACUUGCUGCUUUUAAAAGCUACCUCUGCUGCCACCCUGAGCUGCCUUGGAGAAUGCCUGACUCUGUUACAGCAAAGUAUGCAUCAAGUGGGCCAGCACCAUAACAGGACACUGUCAUCAGAAGGUAUCCUGGGAUGGCCUGGGCCCAAGUCCCACUCCACAGAUCAACUGAAAAACAGUGCCCUCAGCUCCCUCUCAUCUGCUAGUGCCAACAUUACAUGGGCAAUAGUACCAUCUGUAGCCCAGGAUGUACAGGCACUGCAACCAAAUACAGAGCAUUCAGCUUCUGAGUUGAUCCUAGUCGAAGAUGAAAUGACAGAUACUGAAGAUAAUGAAGAGGAGGAUUUAGGAGUCAUGGAUGAUCAACGUAGUAUAAUUCUCCAUCUCAUCUCUCAGCUCAAACUUGGCAUGGACCUUACCAGGGUAGUGCUUCCAACAUUUAUUUUGGAGAAAAGAUCCCUGCUGGAGAUGUAUGCAAAUUUCAUGGCCCAUCCAGACCUGUUUUUGUCAAUUGCAGCUGGAGCCACUCCUGAGGAAAGAAUUAUCUGCUUUGUGGAGUAUUAUCUAACAGCUUUUCACGAAGGCCGCAAGGGAGCAGUUGCCAAGAAGCCCUAUAACCCCAUAAUUGGUGAAACGUUCCAUUGCUCGUGGGAUGUGCCGAAAGAUAAAGUGAAAGCAUUCAGAACUAGCGGUGCUUCCGUGGUUUCUAAGGACCCAACCAAGGAGUCUGGCCAGGACCAGUCCACGUGCUACAAGCUGAGGUUUGUAGCUGAACAAGUAUCCCACCAUCCACCGGUAUCUUGCUUUUACUGUGAAUGCAAAGAGAAGAAGAUGUGUGUGAACGCUCACGUAUGGACUAAAAGCAAGUUUAUGGGCAUGUCAAUAGGUGUUUCCAUGGUAGGUGAAGGUGUUCUUUACUUGAUGGAACAUGAGGAAGAGUAUGUUUUCACCCUGCCUAGUGCCUAUGCUCGCUCCAUACUUACUAUCCCAUGGGUGGAGCUCGGAGGGAAAGUCAACAUCAGUUGUGCCAGAACAGGCUAUUCUGCUACAGUCACCUUCCACACCAAGCCCUUCUAUGGAGGGAAGGUUCACAGGGUUACAGCUGAAGUGAAACACAAUCCCACUAACACCAUUGUGUGCAAGGCACAGGGAGAAUGGAACGGGACGCUGGAAUUUACUUACAGCAAUGGAGAAACCAAAGUGAUUGACACAAACAAACUGCCUGUUAUCAGGAAAAAGAUCAGGCCCAUAGCAAAGCAAGGACCCCUGGAAUCCAGGCACCUUUGGCAGCACGUCACCAAUUCUCUGAAAGAAGGUGACAUCGAUGCAGCAACAGAGCACAAGCACCGCCUGGAAGAGAGACAGCGAGCAGAGGAGAGGCAGCGUGCGGCACUUACAACACCGUGGAAACCAAAAUAUUUUGCCAAAGAGGGCGAUGGUUGGCUAUACUUGAAUCCUCUCUGGAAGACCCACUGAUGGGAUAGAGCACUUGCUUCCUAUCUUUACCUUAAAGCAUUGAAAUGAUAACAGUGUGUAACUUCAAGAUGUCACCGAGUAGGUCGCGUUACCAGAAAACACAAACAAGAGGCUAUAUGCUGUGAAUCUCAAAACAACCACGAGCUCAAGUUCAUUCAAGAGCCAUUCCGUGUGUGUGGAUACACAAACAGGCACACCCCCCCCAGGCACACACAGCGUGGAGGUGGCUGUGUGCGCAUUAUUUACACUACACGUAAACGAGUACCAACACUAACAGCGAUUUAAAGACCUUUAAGUGUUAGGGCAUAGAACUCCAGCUGGACUCGGCUGGGGUUCCCCAAGUUGUGUGCUUGCAGGAUCAGGCCCUGUGCUAGUAUUUAAGGAAAUACUUUUUUAUUAGUACUGGUUCAAGUUUUUCUAUUUUUCACUUUUGCCAAAACGGUUUUGCACUUCCAACGUGACGUCACUUAUGGCAGUCGCUGUGGCCGAGCAGUCCGUGAGUAGCUCACUCUGGCGUUAGGAAUGACACACGGACAGCGCACGCACUCUUCAGGAGGCUGGUUUAAGAGCAUGUUUCCUGUCACGAGUGUGGAUGUUCUGCCACCUUGUAAGUAGUAGCAAUACCUUCUCAAGAACAUUGUUUGCACCAACCUGUUGUGUCCUCACUUUUUUGUUUCUUCAUACUUGCAGCUGCUUAAUAGAUCACUGGUCAGCAGUGAGCCAGAUGCUCUGGUCAUGUUUGAUCUUGCUGUAUAAUGUUGUCUACUGUUGUGCCAAUGCUUUUGGGUUACAUGUUCCACUAAAUCCCUUCUAGCAGAUGUAGCUGUGGUGCUCCAGCUCACUCUUGCCUCAGCUUCCCACCCCCAGGUAAGAGGCAUAGCAGGCCAUCAGGCUGUGCCUGAGGCACCCCAUACUGCAGCCCUGCCUUCCUACAGCACCGGUGUUGUGCUCAGGCUGAAAGGAGCUGUGCACUGAUGCGCAGAGGUUGGGCAGGGAGUCCUGUUAUGAGGGGCCUGAGCCUUCCCCACCAGCCAAGAGGGCAGGUUCUGUGCACUGCUCUGGGGGUGAGAGAGCUCAGCCAGUCAGAGGCCUUAAGUCUCUAUUAAGGCUCCAAGCAGACCUGUGUUUUGAUGUCUUUUGCUUCUGACCCAGUUGAUUGCUUCAAGAUUAAAUUACCUGGAUAAGUAGAGGUGAUAGAACUAGCCUGCUAGAAAAGUAACUUUGGGAAAUUAUUACAAUAAAAUAUUAAGAAUUAAAAACUUUAUUAAUAAAACAAAGAAAGUGGGAUAUAAUCUGGUUUUGUGAAGUUAAAAAAAAAAGUAAAGAAUCCUGUAGCUUGAUUGUGCUUUAUAAGGUAACCACUGUGACACCAAGGUGGAUUCUAAAAGUGUGUUAAGGAUUUGCUGCUUUUUAGUUGGUAUUUGUUGAAAGGCGUUUCUGAGAAAAGUGGCAACAAAAGGCAAAUGCAAAAUGUGCCGACUUCUGCUCAGUGCUUCUUUCUACAGUGCCCCAUAAGGAAACCACUACGUUUCUAACCGACAGUAGCAUGGAUUGCCUACCUUUCUGUAGUACUGAUUCAUUUUGUGCCUUUUGUCUGCUUCCUUAAUACAACACCUUAUGCUUUAUAGCUACUACACAGGUAUAUUUAGGUCAAAGCACGGCUCAUCUGUCCUCGUGCAUCCUGCACUUUACUUUGGCAAAUGUUAAAAUCUCUGGAGUGACUCAGAAGGCUCAGCAGCAGUGUGUGCAGGAGGGCACAUGGCCAUUGGUCAUCUGGCCAGAGUAAAUGGUAGAUCUUUACGUUUGACCUUCACAUCACUGUUUAAUGAAGGUGUGGCUCCUUUUUCCUCCUAAAUGCUAUUGUGUCCACUUGCAUAUCCUUUCUUUGCACAUUGACUCAUGUUAGAAAUGAUUUAAAUC